Molecule: messenger RNA, 3481 nt
Organism: Athene cunicularia (burrowing owl)
Lineage: Eukaryota; Metazoa; Chordata; Aves; Strigiformes; Strigidae
Gene: SLC2A6
Product: solute carrier family 2 member 6
Exons: 10
Coding region: 8-1528 (506 amino acids)
Biological process (GO): transmembrane transport
Cellular component (GO): membrane
Molecular function (GO): transmembrane transporter activity
Source: RefSeq, a predicted model, not a curated record
CACUGCCAUGGAGCCGAGCGCACGGGAGCCCCUCGUGAGGAAGACGAGUUCCUCGUAUCGGACCUUCCCCGAGAGCGCUGGCAAGAAGCUCGACAAGGAAUACCUGCAGAGCCUCCAGAACGAGCGGCUCUACCUGGCUGUGUUUGCUGCUGUCCUGGGGAACUUCAGUUUUGGCUUCGCCCUGGUUUACCCCUCGCCCGUCAUCCCUGCCCUGGAGGCUUACCCCAGCCCUGCGCUGCGCCUGGACCGAUACGCAGCGUCCUGGUUCGGGUCGGUGUUCAUGCUGGGAGCGGCGGCGGGGGGGCUCAGUGCCAUGCUCCUCAAUGACCGCCUGGGCCGCAAACUGAGCAUCAUGUUCUCGGCGCUGCCCUCCGCCGUGGGAUACCUGCUGAUGGCCAGUGCCCAGGGGAUCGGGAUGCUGCUGCUGGGCCGCGUGCUGACGGGCUACGCCGGCGGCGUGACCUCCGCCUCCAUCCCGGUCUACAUCUCAGAGAUCUCCCACCCCGGUGUCAGAGGCAUGCUGGGCGCUUGUCCUCAGAUGAUGGCAGUGCUGGGCUCCCUUGUCCUGUACGCACUGGGGCUGGUCCUGGACUGGCGCUGGCUGGCUGUCGCAGGGGAGGUGCCCGUGCUGGUGAUGAUCAUCCUGCUCUGCUUCAUGCCCAACUCGCCCCGGUUCCUGCUCUCCCAGGGGAAGGAUGACAAGGCCCUGGCAUCGCUGUGCUGGCUGCGGGGCAAGGACACGGACUAUGCCCGGGAGUAUGAGCAGAUCAAGGACAGUGUGAGGAAGCAGAGCCAGCGGGUUUCCUGUGCUGAGAUCAAGGACCCCUUCAUUUACAAGCCCAUCCUGAUCGCGGUGGGGAUGAGGUUCCUGCAGCAGCUUUCGGGGGUCACCUGCAUCCUUGUGUACCUGCAGUCAAUAUUCAAGAAAACAUCUGUCAUCCUGAAACCAGAGUACGAUGCAGCUCUUGUUGGCUUGGUACGUCUGUUCUCAGUGAUGAUUGCUGCUGUGUCGAUGGAUAAAGCUGGGAGGAAGAUUCUUCUUUUUGUAUCAGCUGGUGUCAUGUUGGUCUCCAACCUGACCAUGGGGCUCUAUAUCCACUUCGUGCCAGCUUCUCAGAACGGCACCAUUGCCAACAAGACCCUGGUGAGCUCUGCCAACCUUCCUGCUGAGCCGAUAAACUACAUCACGCUCAUCCCCCUCCUGGCAACCAUGUUCUUCAUAAUGGGUUAUGCCAUGGGCUGGGGCCCCAUCACCUGGCUGCUGAUGUCAGAGAUCCUCCCUCUGAAAGCCCGUGGGGUGGCCUCUGGCCUCUGCGUCGUUGUGAGCUGGCUGACAGCCUUCACUCUCACCUACUUCUUCCUCUGGGUCGUGCACGCCUUUGGCCUCGAGGUGCCCUUCCUAUUCUUCACCAUCAUCUGUGCUGGGAACAUCUUAUUCACAGGCUUCUGUGUUCCAGAAACCAAAGGCAGGUCCCUGGAACAGAUUGAGGCCUUCUUCAGGACUGGCCGGAGGUCAUUCAUGAGGUAGGAGCUGCCAUCUGCCCACCGUGCCAGGCUACCAGUCCAUAUACUCAAGGGCAACAAAGAAAACUGUUGUGCUGCUGGAGGUGGAGGCUGGAGCUCUCUGAGAAGGCAACGGGAGAGGAAUGGGUGGCAAUAGUCAUCUCGCUUUAGAUGCAGAAGUUGCCAACUGGAACGUUACUUUCUUUUCCCACCAUUCAACACUACCUGUUGCUCUCUGGGCAGCAUGUCAACCCAAGGUAUAGGACCAGGCUGGAGAUAAAGACGUCCUGGAAAAUAAAAGGUGUGGCUGUGGACAGCAGACCAGGCACAACCUUCACUCAGCAGCCACCAAAGCAGCCCGAGAGCCCAAGGGUUGGGCUGGAACAGCAUUAACAGUUGUAGCUGUUUUAGCAAAAGUUCACUGUGUAGUUGCAAUAAUAAACCAGUUUUGCCUCCAACUGCAAGGUGUUGCCUUGAUUUACAGAGAAGGGAGCUGCAGGCACGUGGGAUGGGAGAGGCAGACCGGGAUGGUGACAAGGGGACCACAACAGCCUGCCCAGAUGAGUCUCAUGUACUUAAGGACCGUGAAAGAGGCAGAGUCAGAUAUUUUGUAUAAAAAGCUGCCGCGUUUUAUUGCUCUAAAAACACACAUUACACUAGAAGCCUAAUGAACAAGACCAAAUACAGUUCACAAAGAAAAUCCAGGACAAAACAAAGAACGGGAACAGACAAACAUUCAACUGUAGUGCAAGUGAUUCACUGGAGGAAAGACACGGUGGGUACUGACAAUACUUUGUACUGGGGUGGGUGGGUCCCUCCCACCGCAGGUUUUUACUCACAAAGAGGAAGGUGGAUGCGCCCCCAUCACGGCUGUGUAGGGAGCCUCCACCUCCAUCACUCUGAGAUUUCAACUGCAUAGUUAGUAGCAAAUUGCUCUUACCCCUUUCUUGUGUGUCCUGCAAGAUUAAGGACUUUUUAAAAACUUUUUUAGAGCCUAACCCUAGGUGCAGAAGGUGGUUAUGGCCGUGAGGAACAGAUGGCCUUGCUGCAUAUCACAUCCAACCUAACUUCUCCCAAAAGGGCAGAACAACAAAGGCUGAGUUGGGAGAUGAUUUGCCCAACCUCCUGAAAUGCACUUGGCACCCCAAGAGCUGGUGGGGAUGCUUGUGUCCUCCCAUGCCUGGAACAUUCAGCCUGCUGUGACAAGGAAACAUAGCAUAUUUGACCCAGAUCUCAAGAUGUCCUAGAUACUAUUUAGAUCUCCUGGAGCAGGAGAUGAGAGAAAUCACUUUAAGAGAUGUGUUUUAUCAGAGGAUUAAUUUAAAGCAGCCUGGGACAGAGGAAGAGAGAUGGGCCAAAAUCAAAACCACAGAAAAAAUUCAGUAUUAGACCUAACCUUUGCAGCUGAGACCCAUUUCCAGAAAGAUGUUCAGCUCUGGCUGGAAUAUGAGUGUUUCUAAGCAUGGCCUGAUUAUAGGAGGUCUCAAGAGCCUCUGAUUUCCACUGACCUUCUGAAGAUCAGGAUCUCUGGCAGCCCUGUGCUAGAGCGUUCUCUUUCUCACAUGGCUAUGGACCAGGUCUUGAUAUCUUCACUUCAGUGAAACCCUUCCCUGAAGACAGUGGAUGUUUUUUCCUGAGGAAAAAAUGACACAGAUGAAUUGAGCUUCCCAGGGCUUGGCCUAAGGAGGAAAUGCCCGAAUAUGAAAUGAGGUUGGACUCUUCAGGUCCUGUGAGAACCUCACUGGAGAAGUAUUUUCUGAGUGACCUCCUUUCUUCAAUAUAGAAAGUCUGAGCGCUUUUGCUACAUUUAGAGUCUGAGAAAUCACAGUGGCUCUUUCCAGAGGUAGAAUGGUCUUUUUAUUCACUGCACACACAGAAUCAAUUGGUGUUACAAAACCAGCUCCUGCCCAGAGCAGCGAGGUCUGGGUCUGCAGCAGAAAGCGAGCUUCUGCUCUUCUCUUCACACCCAGUGGACAGC